AUGAUUCUUCCAUCUUUUUCCUUGCUUCUUGUUACCAGAUCCUCCUUGACAGGAAACCGUGUUGUUGGCUUAGAGUUGAAACAGCCCAUUUACAGAGGUCUUGAUAAAUGGUUUCCAGUUGAAUUAACAGUUCCUGGAAUUUGUCCCAAAGAUGAUGGUGAUCUCGGUUUUGAGCAAGAGUUUAUGAAUCCUUCUUAUAAGCCUGUUGUAGUGACUUUGGAGAGAAAUUUUUGGCUUGAUAUGGUACAGGUUUGGACAGGGUUAAGGGCUGCAUAUAGGCUGUUUUUGGACUGGUGUAUAGUUAAUUCUGAUCUUUCUUUUACAGGGAUGAUAUGCAGAGUAGACAACAUUUUGGACAAAUUUGUGUGUUGUAGCAUGGCUGGAAAUUGGGCAUAUGGUGCAGAUUUGGCAUAA
Messenger RNA from Vicia faba (fava bean), 414 nucleotides. Lineage: Eukaryota; Viridiplantae; Streptophyta; Magnoliopsida; Fabales; Fabaceae. The record is from the annotation of a GenBank genome assembly.